GACGGGUCGUAGCGAGAGAUAGCAAGCGUAGUCAGCAACCACUCGGGAUUCCGCUGUCCUCCGCUGCUCCUGUAACUCCGAGGACGACAACGACAACUUGCUAUCUAUCGUAAAGACUUCGCCUCCCUCCCGUUCGCUCUGCAAUUACUUCGCUACCUACGCUACACACGACACACACAUACACCUCACACACACUCUCAAGAUGACGACCGCAGAUGCGCUCAAAGUCUGCGGCAACCAGUGCUUCCAAAACGGCGACUUCGUCGGCGCCGAGAAGUUCUACACGCAAGCGAUAAUCAAGGACCCCACCAAUGCAGCGUUCUUCACGAACCGCGCUCUGGCGCGCACCCGCAUGGAGCAGUGGAAAGCCGUCGUCGAGGACUGCGAGAAGGCUAUCGACCUGCUUCCUAGUUCGUUGAAAGCGUACACCUACCUGGGCGUAGCAUUGCUGCACCUGAACCGACCCGGGGAGUCCUUUUCGAUGAGCCAGCGCGCGUACCAGCUGGCAAUUUCGCAGCGGUCGCCGUCCAUCUCCGCGAUCGCGGCGUCGUGCCUGCAGGCCAAGAAGGUGAAGUGGGAGCAUGCGGAGCGCGAGCGCGUGCUGCGCGAGAGCGCGCUGCUGCGGGUGACGUGUGAGGCGGUGAUGCAGGGAGGCGGGGACGACGAGGAGAAGGUCGAUAGGUGUAGACGCCUUGAGGACGUCUUUGGGAGAGCGGAGGCGGUGAGGUUGCAGAAACGUACCGUCCCGGAUUACUUGAUCGAUAAUAUCACCUUUGGCGUUAUGUGGGAUCCUGUUAUCACGAUCCAUGGCCACUCCUACGAUCGCUCAACAUUGAUCGACCACCUGAAGCGCAGUCAGACGGACCCGCUGACGCGCGAGCCACUGAAGGAGAGCGACCUGCGGCCGAACCUUGCGCUGCGAGCUGCGAGCGAGGAGUUCCUCAAGGAGAACGGCUGGGCUGUCGACUGGUAGAGUCAUAGUCGUAAUGGGAUUUCUUUCGGGGAGUCGGGUGCUUUUGUUGCAUAGCGGGUGGUUUUGCAGUUGCUUGCGCGUCGUUGUGAGGGGAGGGAGUGGAGGAGUGGAGUGCGAGGGGAGAGGGAGGAUGUGUACUCUAUAUGAUACCUGCGUAUUUUCUGGAGGUUCUUGCCGGAGGAUGAAUCUGACCGAUAUUACACUACACUACACACACUGCACUGCACUGCAUGGACUCGGAGCUUCCUUCAU
Molecule: messenger RNA, 1225 nt
Organism: Tricharina praecox
Lineage: Eukaryota; Fungi; Ascomycota; Pezizomycetes; Pezizales; Pyronemataceae
Exons: 5
Coding region: 203-973 (256 amino acids)
Biological process (GO): proteasome-mediated ubiquitin-dependent protein catabolic process; positive regulation of proteolysis; cellular response to misfolded protein
Cellular component (GO): cytoplasm
Molecular function (GO): ubiquitin protein ligase activity; protein-folding chaperone binding
Source: RefSeq, a predicted model, not a curated record